Messenger RNA from Lagopus muta (rock ptarmigan), 3543 nucleotides. RefSeq names its product dual specificity phosphatase 8 (gene DUSP8). Bases 1596 to 3494 code for a protein of 632 amino acids. The transcript has 8 exons. Gene Ontology annotation, cellular component: cytoplasm. Gene Ontology annotation, molecular function: protein tyrosine/threonine phosphatase activity; MAP kinase tyrosine/serine/threonine phosphatase activity. Gene Ontology annotation, biological process: protein dephosphorylation; negative regulation of MAPK cascade. NCBI's taxonomy places the organism in Eukaryota, Metazoa, Chordata, Aves, Galliformes, Phasianidae. The record is from RefSeq and is a predicted model, not a curated record.
GAGCAGCGCGGAGCAGCGCGGAGCUCGGCCGCUGCGCGGCAUGCGGGCCCUGCGGAGAGGCGCGGCCGUCCGCGCCCGCCGCACCGGGUACACCUGUCCUGCCUAGUGCAGGGUGGGAAAGGAGGCACCUGAUGAGAUUACAUACAGGCGUGGGGAAGGGAGGCGAGUGGCCUGGGAUCACUCAUCAGAUAAGGAGCUAAAUGAGUGCUUGCAAUUUUCUCAAGCUUGCUUGCAGAAACCUGCGCAUGCGUUGCAAGCAAGGUUAGAGCACAGCGAGGGAGUGCAAAGGCUGCAAAAAUGGUGUCACAGGCUGUCCUUAAAGUCGGGCAGAGCUCAUGGUGUGAUGGUAGCAUGUGUGCUGUGCCUGGCUGUGAGCUGCUGGCUUUGCCUUCCCUUCUGAUGGCGGUGGGGCAGAAUGUAGCAUGCGGCUGUGUCACGUCCCUUGGGAAUGAUGCUCAGUGCCCUGCUGAGGGAGAUGUGGCACUUAGGGAUGUGGCUCAGUGGGCAUGGUGGUGAUGGCUCAGUGGCUGGAUUUGAUGAUCUCAGAUUUUUUUUUUUUUUUUUAAUAACCUUAAUGAUUUUAUGGUUCUAUGAAUUGAGCUCUGGUCACACGUGAGCACCUCGGUGACUCCAUCUCCUCUUUAUCAAUGAAGUCAUGGAAAAGCAAACGAGCUCUUAUCUCUUCCAAGAACCGAUCGUAGGCUUCCUACCCCAACCCUUGGGUCAGUGCCAUCAGUGAGGCUCCUUUUGUUCUCAAACCUUUCUGUUUUGAACAGAAAGAGGAGAAGCCCCUAUUGUAGGGUAAAGCAGAGCUGUACUGGGGCCCUGCUCCAUAGGUGUGCUAUUUGAUUCAUCCUCUGAGAGCCUACUAGACCAGGGAGCCUGGACAGGUGUGCAGCAGGUGGUCCUUUGCUUUGCGUACAGCUUCUGUGUGUUAUAGUGCUGCUCAGGACGUCCAGUUUUCAAAAGUGAAGUGUGGUGUCUGAUGCUCCUGAAGAUAGGUGCAAUUGGGAUUGGAGGAGAUUCCAGUCUGCACUGUACAAAGGUGAAAUAAGCAAUGCGAUUUGAUCUGGGGUUAGAGACCUUUCCUUGAUUCCAUCUUUUCUUCCCAUUCUUCUUACGCCUAUUUCCUUGUUUGUUGUGCAUGGAAAGUCCAACCCGAAGCGUGUGCAUGACUUGUCUGCCUUUGUUGUACCUUAUUUAUUUAUUUAUUUUCAAUCAAACCUUCAGGUUUCUUGGGGCAGAGACCUUGUGUUCAGGCUUUUCUCUUGAGGGUCUUGGGAUGCACUCUUGCAGUUGACAGAGGGGUGAGUUCUGGGAAGCCCCAUUUCUGAGCCUGCUGACAACUGGGAAUGGGUCUUUUGGCGACCAGGACAAGGCAACCUGAUCUGUUGUUGGAGCUGGCCCUGUGUUGGGGGAGUGGUUGGCCAGGUUCAGCACCAUGAGUAGGCAGCCUGGGCGCUAGCAGUGUGAGGAGCCCAGCACAGUGCUGCUCCGCUCACACCUCGCCUCACUGCUCGUCCCCGUGGGGAGAAAGGUGCUGGCAGCCCACCCUGCCCUUCCGCCCCGCUCACCCUAGAGCGGACGGGCCCGUUAUGGCUGGAGACAGACUCCCACGCAAAGUGAUGGAUCCAAAGAAGCUGGCCAGCCUCCUGCGGAACGGAGCGGAGGGCACCCUGGUCAUCGAUAGCCGCUCCUUUGUGGAGUACAACUCCUGGCAUGUCCUCAGCUCUGUCAACAUCUGCUGCUCUAAACUGGUCAAGAGGAGGCUCCAGCAGGACAAGGUCUCUAUCACAGAGCUCAUCCAGCCCACCUCCAAGAUGAAGGUGGAGGCAGAGGAGCACCAGGACGUGGUGGUCUAUGACCAGAGCACACGGGAUGUGACCGGCUUGGCUGCUGACAGCUUCCUCUCCAUUCUCCUGGGCAAGCUGGACAGCUGUUUCCACAGUGUCUCCAUCCUCACAGGAGGCUUUGCCACCUUUUCAUCCUGUUUCCCGGGGCUCUGUGAGGGGAAGCCAGCUGCCAUCCUGCCGAUGAGCAUCUCCCAGCCCUGCUUGCCUGUGGCCAAUGUUGGCCCCACACGCAUCCUGCCGCAUCUCUACCUGGGCUCCCAGAAGGAUGUCCUGAACAAGGACUUGAUGACGCAGAAUGGGAUAAGCUACGUCCUCAAUGCCAGCAACUCCUGUCCCAAGCCAGACUUCAUCUGUGAUAGUCACUUCAUGCGCAUUCCUGUCAAUGACAACUACUGUGAGAAGCUGCUUCCCUGGUUGGAUAAAUCCAUUGAAUUUAUUGACAAGGCCAAGGUGUCCAGUUGCCAAGUGAUUGUGCACUGCUUGGCAGGGAUAUCCCGGUCAGCCACCAUCGCUAUCGCCUACAUCAUGAAGACCAUGGGUAUGUCAUCAGACGAUGCUUACAGGUUUGUUAAGGACCGCCGCCCAUCGAUCUCACCCAACUUCAACUUCCUGGGCCAGCUCCUGGAGUACGAGAGGAGCUUAAAGCUCCUUAAGGCCCUAAAGGCCCAGGGCGACCGGGGUGAAGGAGAAGCUCCUCAGGACCCAACCGAGGCAUCUGAGGCUGGCAGGCACCCCACACCGUCUACCUCAGAGAAGGUUGAGGACGUACCAAGAAGCACAACCUCUGCACCCCCACCCAGUGACCCUGAAAGGCAAGGUGGGCCACCCAAGGUCUUGUCACCCACGGCACUGCAGCAGGGACUCAAUGGCUUGCACCUUUCCUCGGAGCGCAUCCAGGACACCAACCGUUUGAAACGCUCCUUCUCCCUGGACAUUAAAUCCGCCUACUCCCCCGGCCUGCGGCAGGACCCCCCAGGCCUUCCCAGCACUGGGGAGGCCCCCAAGCUCUGCAAGUUGGACAGCCCCUCGGCAACCAGCGGCCAGUUCUCCCCAGUGCCCGACAGCCCCGACUGGCCCAGUGGGCCAGACCUCCUGCUGGAAGCCAAGGUGAGGCAGCGACGCAAGCACCGGCACCAAGCCGGCUCACCAGCCCACGGCCUCAGCCUCAACAUCGGCUCUUCCCGCAAGAGCCCUGGGGCAGACGACAGCCUCCAGCCAAGGCUCAGCCUGCCUGGCCCACCGCCGGCCUCCAAUGGCUCCUGGGGGAGCGUCCACCUCGAUUCCCCCAGCACCCCCUCCUCUGAGGGAGGAUGGUACUUCGGCACGGACUCAGCCAGUAGCGGUGGCGGUGGCACCGGCGGUGGGACUCUGUUCAGCGGCACCAGCCCGUACCCCCCGUUUGGUUGCAAUGGGAUGCCGGGGGGCUGUGAAAUCAGACUGAGGGACAAGCAGCGGGCCGAGGCACGGGAUGGGAGGCACAGCUGGCAUGAGGAAGCCGGUGCCGAGAAGCAGUUCAAGAGGAGGAGUUGCCAGAUGGAGUUCGAGGAGACCAUGUCCGAGGGCAGGUCCCGGGAGGAGCUGGGCAAAAUAGGCAAACAGUCAAGCUUUUCGGGCAGCAUGGAGAUCAUCGAGGUGUCCUGACACCCAUCGUGGGUGGUUAGAGAGAAAGGGGAGGGGGGAUAUUUAAGAU